Messenger RNA from Pelobates fuscus (common spadefoot toad), 1463 nucleotides. It is a transcript of the gene SGCG, whose product is annotated as sarcoglycan gamma. The record is from RefSeq and is a predicted model, not a curated record. Bases 204 to 1130 code for a protein of 308 amino acids. Lineage: Eukaryota; Metazoa; Chordata; Amphibia; Anura; Pelobatidae. Gene Ontology annotation, cellular component: sarcoglycan complex; sarcolemma. Gene Ontology annotation, biological process: cardiac muscle tissue development; heart contraction. The transcript has 8 exons.
CAGGGCUGCUGGAUGCCCCUGGCACAGACCCGCCUGGCUCCCAUACCGCUGGAUGGCGCCCCGGACAGCCUCCUUCCUCGGCUGACACUGUUUUUAUAAGGAGAUGGAGAUCACUAUCUGAGCCCCUGAGAGAGAGACGGGGGGACUUGGAAAAGAUGCCUGGAUGAAGCCCUGUGAGCCCAAGGGUCAGCAUUCCUCUGGGAAUGAAUUUACAGCCUGACAGCAUCUCCCUAGCUGGACCAGGACACCGGCAGAUGGUCCGGGAACAAUACACAACUACAACGCAAGGAGCCAGCCUAGAGAGGCCAGAGAACGAAUAUGUCUAUAACAUUGGAAUUUACGGCUGGAGAAAGCGAUGCCUAUAUCUAUUCGUAUUGCUCCUCCUUAUCAUCCUAGUAGUAAAUUUUGCUCUGACUAUUUGGAUUCUUAAAGUAAUGUGGUUUUCACCGGCUGGGAUGGGACACUUACGUGUAACCAGUGAGGGUCUUCGUCUUGAGGGGGAGUCAGAAUUCCUGUAUCCACUGUAUGCCAAAGAAAUCCAUUCGCGAGUGGACAAUUCUCUUCUGUUGCAUUCUUCACAAAAUGUGACUGUAAACGCACGUAACUCUGACGGUCACAUUACAGGCAGACUGACAGUGGGUCCCAAAGUGAUCGAAACCUAUGGGCAGCAGUUUCAGAUCAAUUCUAGAAAUGGCAAAAUGCUGUUUUCUGCUAAUGAAGAUGAAGUUGUAGUUGGAACGGGGAAACUCAGAGUCACUGGGCCAGAAGGUGCGUGGUUUGAACACUCUGUGGAAACACCUCUAGUAAGAGCUGAUACUUCAAAGCAACUCAGGCUGGAGUCACCCACCCGUUCACUGAGCAUGGACGCACCUAGAGGAAUCCACAUAAAAGCGCAAGCUGGCAACAUUGAAGUUCUCUCACAAAAGGACAUCAAAUUCCACAGCAGCGAUGGACAGCUUGUGUUGGAUGCUGAAACUGUCCGUCUGCCCAGUUUACCACGUGGAUCAAAGGGAACACGUGACAGCUCUCAGGAACUCUAUGAAAUUUGUGUUUGUCCAGAUGGAAAACUCUAUCUCUCUGUAGCUGGAAGGAGAUCCACUUGCCAAGAAUACAGCCGUGACUGUCAAUAAAGGACUAAGACACAGAUUUAUUAAUUUUUUGGCUACGAACCAUACGUCUAUAAAGUCAAGGAACUUUUCGAUGUUUGCUAGAAUGACUUAAAGGAUUUCAGAAACAAAAAUACCUACACACCGGAUUCAUAUUUGUAUUUCAGAUUAUUGACUUUGGAAAAAAAUAAAUCUAAAUAUUUUUUUAGCCUAUGUAAAAUAGCACAAGUGAUUCACACCAGAAAAUGAAUUACCAAUGCAAAGUCUUCUUGGCUAAAAUUAGACUAUUAUGGCUUUCGUUUUUGGAAAUCAGCCACGUAAUAAAACUUAAGAAUAUCAAAGUAUUUUAUCACCUCA